ACAGUCUAUCCUGACCGUUGCUAGAACAACAUGAAGGCAAGUCUAAUCGUCAUCACCUUGUUUGCAGUUUUCAGCGCACAAGGCGCUUACUUUCCCAAUCAUCAACCCUUGUCGCAAGAUUUGAUCGACUAUGUCAAUCUAGUGAGUACAAGCUGGAAAGCUGGUACCAAUUUUGCUGGUUUACCAGUAUCUUAUGUCAAGUACUUAUGUGGUGCUUUGGAAGAUCCUAACCACUUUCAACUCCCUAUCCACGUCCAUGAAGACACCAGCGAUUUACCAAAAUCCUUCGAUUCACGAGACAAAUGGAGAAUGUGCCCUAGUAUCAGGGAGAUUCGAGACCAAGGUUCUUGUGGUAGCUGUUGGUCUUUUGGUGCUGUUGAAUCCAUCACUGACCGAAUCUGUAUCCACUCUAAUGGAAAAGUUAAAGUACAUAUUUCCGCUGAAGAUUUAAUGACCUGUUGCACCAGCUGCGGUAUGGGAUGUAACGGUGGAUUCCUUCCUCAAGCUUGGCAUUACUGGGUUAACAAUGGUAUCGUUACUGGUGGUCAGUACCACAGUCACAAAGGCUGCCAACCAUAUGAAAUUCCCAAAUGCGAACAUCACGUAAAAGGCCCAUUUAAGGCAUGUGGAAAAGAAUUGCCAACUCCAAAAUGCUCACAAAAAUGCCAACCCGGCUAUAAUAAGACCUUUAAUCAGGACAAACACUUUGGUAAGAAAUCCUAUUCUAUCACUAACAAUAUUCAGCAAAUUCAGAAAGAAAUCAUGAUGAACGGUCCAGUUGAAGCUGCAUUUACCGUCUACGCAGACUUCCCAAGUUACAAGAGCGGUGUUUAUCAGCAUACCACCGGUGGUCCAUUAGGUGGCCAUGCUGUAAAAAUCCUUGGAUGGGGUACUGAAAAUAAUACUCCUUACUGGCUUAUUGCUAACUCUUGGAAUCCAACAUGGGGAGAUAAAGGGUACUUUAAGAUCAUCCGAGGCAAGGACGAAUGCGGAAUUGAAUCCAGCAUUGUAGCCGGCAUGCCAAAAUACUAAGAUAAUUACUUGAUUUUGCAGUAGUCAAUUUUAAUUUUAUCAUGGUGUAAUUGUAGAUUUGUAGUUAUAAAACUGCAAUUUGGGCAUGUAUGUACUUGAUAUUUAGCAAGAAAUAAAAUUUAUA
Trichoplax adhaerens is the source of this 1156-nucleotide messenger RNA. RefSeq lists its product as hypothetical. Lineage: Eukaryota; Metazoa; Placozoa; Uniplacotomia; Trichoplacea; Trichoplacidae. Gene Ontology annotation, biological process: regulation of catalytic activity. Gene Ontology annotation, cellular component: lysosome. Gene Ontology annotation, molecular function: cysteine-type endopeptidase activity. The transcript is spliced from 7 exons. Bases 31 to 1032 code for a protein of 333 amino acids. The record is from RefSeq and is a predicted model, not a curated record.